AUGGCCUGCUCCACGUUGAUACCAUUCUGCUUCCCUGAUUAUUCCGCCGUACCGGUCAAGCGCGCUGUUGAUGCGGUCGAAGACGUCUCGUUCGAUACUAGCGACGCAAAGGUUCUCAUUAGCUCUGAAGCAGAUCAAAGAGUAGCAAAGAGCCCAUCGUCAGUGCCGGGUCAACAGUCUGAUUCACCAAGCCCGACGGAGAUCAAUAUCCAGGACAGCACACCUACCGCUCACCAUGGUAUACACCCCAAGAACGGACUCUCUGCACUUCCCAGCAAUGCUGCCAGUCACGGCAUAGGCUUCGUUGUCGUAGGUUGCAUGGUUGCAGGCUUGUCUCUGGUGUUUGCCCUUUCGUUCUACAUCCUUCAAACUCUCAACAGUUCUGGAUCAAAGAAGAACGAAAGGGACAACGAUGCAGAGCUCGGCAGUUCGCCACAUGAAGUGGGAGUCAUUUCUGAGACGGGAACAAACACACAGGAUCUCGGCGGUGGAAGGAUUAAGAGACAAGUUGGCGCCGGGACCGGAUCGCCGAAGCCUUUGGUCGCGCAACCGACGACGCAUGAGAUUGUGUGUCCUCCCCGAUCCCACUUGUCCUGA
This is a messenger RNA of Emericellopsis atlantica, 597 nucleotides long. RefSeq lists its product as uncharacterized. The record is from RefSeq and is a predicted model, not a curated record. The coding region runs from base 1 to 597 and encodes 198 amino acids. The transcript is spliced from 2 exons. Lineage: Eukaryota; Fungi; Ascomycota; Sordariomycetes; Hypocreales; Bionectriaceae.